AUGGCCGACAAGACGGGGUUGGGUGCUCUCAAAGGAGCUCCGCUAGUGGCAGCCAUUACAUCAGUAUGUGCCUCGUCAUUUUUGCUCUUUGGAUACGACCAAGGUGUCAUGUCUGGGGUUGUAAUCUCCGAGUAUUGGCUCGAGGCCAUGGGACACCCGAGUACUGUUAUGACGGGUACUAUCACAGCUCUUUAUGAUAUUGGCGCAGUAUUUGGAGCCAUUGGUGCUGCAUUGACAAUUGAAAGGCUUGGGCGAAAGGGAGGACUACUCAUCGGGGCUGGUUUUAUUGUCAUCGGUGCUAUGUUGAUGGGUUGUUGUGUGGAGAGGAUUCAGAUGAUCGUUGGUAGGAUCGUGACUGGCUUAGCUUUCUGGAAUUUCGCUGAUAAUAUAGGAAUCAACAUUGUGACGUACUACGCUCCCACUCUGCUCAAAAGCUCUCUAGGCAUGGCACAGGAGCGCGCACUUUUUGUCAGCUGUUUCCUUCAGGUGUGGUAUAUCAUAGCUUCAUUUUUGACGUGGUAUAUGAUCGACGCUGUUGGUCGUCGCCGGCUGUACAUUACCAUGUCACUUGGGAUGUGUGUUGUAUUGGUCUGUGAGGCUGUGGCUGUAGCUAUUGAUAAUCAACAGUCUGCUAUUGCUGCCGUCUUUUUCAUUUCUGCCUUUGAAGCUUGCUUUACUUGGGGCUGGAUGGCUACAGUAUGGGUCUACCCAGCAGAAAUUCUCCCUCUGAAGAUCCACUCAAAGGGAGCUGCACUUGCCGCUGCAGCAGACUUCCUUGGAAACUUCCUUGUUGUCGAAAUUACACCGCCUGCUCUAGAAAUUAUCGGUUAUAAAACAUACAUCAUCUUUGCGGUCUUUAAUCUCGUCACUGCAAUUAUCGUUUGGUGUUUCUACCCAGAGACUUCAUACCUCAAUUUGGAAUCAGUCGACCUACUAUUCCUCCCAGACGAGGAUCGCGACCAGGAAAUUGUUUCAAAGCAAACAUUCCUUCAAAAAAGUCUCCAGUGGAGUGUUGUUCCCAGGGCACGAAUGGCUGUCAACGAAGCAAAGGCUAGACAAAAAGCGGGCCGUGAUCUCAUCGCAAGUGAGAUUUUAGCCGAUCAUGUUACCGACGGAUUGAAGAAAGAAUUGGCAUCGGAUCAUGUUGAACGCAGGGAUUGA
Penicillium antarcticum is the source of this 1161-nucleotide messenger RNA. RefSeq lists its product as uncharacterized. The coding region runs from base 1 to 1161 and encodes 386 amino acids. Gene Ontology annotation, biological process: carbohydrate transport; transmembrane transport. The record is from RefSeq and is a predicted model, not a curated record. Gene Ontology annotation, molecular function: carbohydrate:proton symporter activity. The transcript has 5 exons. Gene Ontology annotation, cellular component: membrane. Lineage: Eukaryota; Fungi; Ascomycota; Eurotiomycetes; Eurotiales; Aspergillaceae.